Cryptomeria japonica (Japanese cedar) is the source of this 1448-nucleotide messenger RNA. Its product is annotated as ras-related protein RABD2a. The transcript is spliced from 8 exons. The record is from RefSeq and is a predicted model, not a curated record. NCBI's taxonomy places the organism in Eukaryota, Viridiplantae, Streptophyta, Pinopsida, Cupressales, Cupressaceae. Gene Ontology annotation, molecular function: GTPase activity; GTP binding. The coding region runs from base 426 to 1052 and encodes 208 amino acids.
AAAGCCAUAAUUUCGGAAGAUAUGCGAACGUAUACACAGUAACACAGUAAUAACACUAGACUGUAAGUCCAAUAUUUCUAAGAUUUUAAAUAACUGUGUCACAGCUGUAGGAGACCAUGUUUGGGAGAGGGCCCUCGAAGGACUGUACGUGAGGGCCCGUUUAGCUUCCUAUAAUAUAUGCUCCUAAGAUCUGUAUUACUGUCGCAUCGAUUUACUUUUUAUUUUGCCAUAAAAAAAUGUCUGAUAUGACACUUUUGGUAUUGUGUCGCCAUAUUGGAUGGUCUCAGCCCUGUCCUAUUCAUAAUGAUUACAUGUGAGGUGUUUACAUUCCCACAUGCCUUAUCUCAUCUCAUGCUACCUACUGUUCUCUUCGUUUACCAGACUGCCGACUAGAUCACUCGUUUCUGCAGAUUGGGCCAUUCAAGAUGGGUGCUGAGUAUGAUUACUUGUUCAAGGUGUUGCUUGUGGGUGAUUCUGCUGUGGGAAAGUCAUGUCUUCUUCUGAGGUUUACGGAAGAUUCAUAUAUGGAGAGUUACAUCAGUACAAUUGGUGUAGAUUUUAAGAUCAAAACCGUGGAGCUGGAUGGAAAGACAAUUAAGUUUCAAAUUUGGGACACUGCAGGGCAGGAACGCUUCAAGACAGUAACUAGUAGUUAUUACCGUGGAGCUCAUGGUAUCAUUAUUGUUUACGAUAUUACAGAUGUGGAUAGUUUUGAUCAUGUCAAACAUUGGUUGAGUGAGAUUGAAAGAUAUACAAAUGACAAUGUAAAUAUGAUUCUGGUUGGAAACAAAUGUGAUUUAACUGAAAAGAGAGCGGUAGAUCAACAAACGGCUAAGGAUUUUGCCAGUGAAAUUGGAAUUCCAUUCCUGGAGACGAGUGCCAAAGAUGCAACAAAUGUUGAACAAGCAUUUCUUACAAUGGCCAGGGAAAUUAAAAAGAGGGUAGGAAGCCAGUCGGCAACAAAGAACAGCCAAAAAAGUACUGUUCAAAUUAAAGGAGAACCUCUUCAGCAGAAAUCACUUCAGCAGCAGACAAGCAACUGCUGCAGCUAAGACUAAGAUGGCCCUUGUGAUAUUUGUUAAUGUGCUGUAUAAAUGUGAGCUGAAGAAAUUUAUUGUGCAUAUAUUAAAUGAUGACUUCAGAGCAGUCAGUUUUCCUCAUUUGUGCUUUUAGUCACUGGAAAAUUUCAAUUUGUGAUAUUCUGUAAUUUGGUGAUGUUUUAUUUUUUUCUCCUUAUAAUGCUAAAUAUUGAUGUAAUAGUUCUUACACAGUCGAAUCCAUAAACCAAUAACAAUCAGCAUCAUGGACUGUGGAAAUCUGAUAGAUCUAAAUGCUAAAUAUGUUUUGGCAUAUGUUCUUGGUAGACGAGCAAUACAAUGUCAAUAGAAACAUACAGUUUGAUUUUCUUGUAAUUAUAUUGUGAAAUAUAUUGAUUGAUUUUUGAAAUA